Agelaius phoeniceus (red-winged blackbird) is the source of this 1410-nucleotide messenger RNA. RefSeq names its product tubulointerstitial nephritis antigen (gene TINAG). NCBI's taxonomy places the organism in Eukaryota, Metazoa, Chordata, Aves, Passeriformes, Icteridae. Gene Ontology annotation, biological process: proteolysis. Gene Ontology annotation, molecular function: cysteine-type peptidase activity. The record is from RefSeq and is a predicted model, not a curated record.
AUGUGGCACAAAAUUCAGAUAUUGCUCUUAUACUGCAUUGCCAGUGAAGUUUCAAUGACAAAACGUCUUGAUUCUAGAAGAGGUUUCCCCCAAGGAGUUUACUCUGUAAAAGACAGUGGUUCUGCUAAGUGGAACAGGAUUACCAGGAGUCUGUAUCAGGGAAGUUCCUGCAGGAUACGAGGCUGUUGCACAGGAAGAGAUGAUGACUGCAGCUUCACCAUUGUCUCCAGAGGAGCUAUAUGUUACUGUGACCAGUACUGCACCUCGGGCUCUCCUGGGCCUGUCGACUGCUGUACUGACUACUGGGAUGUCUGCAACCGCCCCGUGGAGCCCACCAGGUCAGAGGAGCCUUGGCCACCUCCAGCAUGGGGUUGUUAUAAAGAUGGCCGAUAUUACGGAGAAGGAACAAUAAUUAAAGACAACUGCAAUUCCUGCAAAUGUUUCAACAGUCUCUGGAAAUGUUCAACAGACGUAUGCCUUGUUCGCCAAGACUUAAUUCAGCACAUCAAUUCUGGAGAUUUUGGAUGGAAAGCUGACAACUACAGUCAGUUCUGGGGAAUGACAGUGGAAGAAGGUUUCAAAAAGCGCCUGGGCACUUUCCCUCCAUCUCAUUCUUUGCUGAAUAUGAGAGAAGCUCCUGGUGAGUCACUUCCAGAAGAAAAGUUUCCUGCAAUCUUUUCAGCCAUUUAUGAGUGGCCUGAUUGGAUUCAUGAUCCUUUGGAUCAGCGAAACUGUGGAGCAUCCUGGGCUUUUUCAACCGCAAGUGUUGCAGCAGAUAGAAUAGCAAUUCAUUCAAAGGGUCAGAUCACAGACAACCUUUCUGCUCAGAACUUGAUCUCUUGUGAUACCAGGAAUCAACAUGGAUGCAAUGGUGGAAGCAUUGAUGGUGCCUGGAGAUAUCUGAAAACACAUGGGGUUGUAUCAUAUGCUUGUUAUCCAUCAUUUUGGAACAAACACCUGGGGCCAUCAGCUGAAAAUCAGUGUUAUGUGUCAAGUGAAUAUGGAAAAAACCAUACAAAUGGGCCAUGUCCCAAUGCUUUCGAAAAAUCCAAUCGGUUAUACCGGUGUGCCUCUCACUACAGGGUGUCCUCAAAAGAAACUGAUAUAAUGAAAGAAAUCAAGGAGAGAGGACCAGUGCAAGCUGUAAUGAAAGUAUAUGAAGAUUUUUUCCUUUACAAAGAGGGAAUAUAUCGACACUCCCAGAAAGCAGGAUCUAAAUGGAAAACUCAUUCAGUCAAACUCCUUGGGUGGGGAGCAUUACCUGACAAAAAUGGACAGAAACAGAAAUUUUGGAUUGCUGCAAAUUCCUGGGGAAAAUCUUGGGGAGAAAAUGGUUAUUUCAGGAUUCUUCGUGGACAAAAUGAGUGUGAUAUUGAGAAGCUGAUUUUAGCUACUUUGGGACAACCAUAG